This is a messenger RNA of Neofelis nebulosa (Clouded leopard), 1508 nucleotides long. RefSeq names its product mediator of cell motility 1 (gene MEMO1). The transcript has 9 exons. The record is from RefSeq and is a predicted model, not a curated record. NCBI's taxonomy places the organism in Eukaryota, Metazoa, Chordata, Mammalia, Carnivora, Felidae. The coding region runs from base 74 to 967 and encodes 297 amino acids.
GGAGCCGCUCCUGCCGCCGCCGCCGCCGCCUCCUCAUUCAUCCUCGUGCACCAUAGGCGGCACAGGCACCAAGAUGUCCAACCGAGUGGUCUGCCGGGAAGCCAGUCACGCCGGGAGCUGGUACACAGCCUCAGGACCGCAGCUGAACGCACAGCUAGAAGGUUGGCUCUCACAAGUACAGUCUACAAAAAGACCUGCUAGAGCCAUUAUUGCACCCCACGCAGGAUAUACAUACUGUGGGUCUUGUGCUGCUCAUGCUUACAAACAAGUGGAUCCAUCCAUUACCCGGAGAAUUUUCAUCCUUGGGCCUUCUCAUCAUGUGCCCCUCUCUCGAUGUGCACUUUCCAGUGUGGAUAUAUAUAGGACACCUCUGUAUGACCUUCGUAUUGACCAAAAGAUUUACGGAGAACUAUGGAAGACAGGAAUGUUUGAACGCAUGUCUCUGCAGACAGAUGAAGACGAACACAGUAUUGAAAUGCAUUUGCCUUAUACAGCUAAAGCCAUGGAAAGCCAUAAGGAUGAGUUUACCAUUAUUCCUGUACUGGUUGGAGCUCUGAGUGAGUCAAAAGAACAGGAAUUCGGAAAACUCUUCAGUAAAUAUCUAGCGGAUCCUAGUAAUCUCUUUGUGGUUUCUUCUGAUUUCUGCCAUUGGGGUCAAAGGUUCCGUUACAGUUACUAUGAUGAAUCCCAGGGGGAGAUUUAUAGAUCCAUUGAACAUCUAGAUAAAAUGGGUAUGAGUAUUAUAGAACAAUUAGACCCCGUAUCUUUUAGCAAUUACUUGAAGAAAUACCAUAAUACUAUAUGUGGAAGACAUCCCAUUGGGGUGUUAUUAAAUGCUAUCACAGAGCUCCAGAAGAAUGGAAUGAAUAUGAGCUUUUCCUUUUUGAAUUAUGCCCAGUCAAGCCAGUGUAGAAACUGGCAAGACAGUUCAGUGAGUUAUGCAGCGGGAGCACUCACGGUCCACUGAAGCUCUGAAUCCUCAGGGAUGCCACCUGCACAUACUCAUUCUCUGUCCGGGGUCCCAGCCUAGCCCUUACCAAGAUACUGGUCCUGGUUUGGGGGGAUUCUGAAACCUCAAACUAAUAGAACUUUCUUCUCUUCUUUUCUAGUAGGUGUAGUCCUUCCUUAAUUUCAACUCAUUAAAAAAUGCUUUAUAGUUUAGGGCAGUGGAAGGAAGGCUGGCAUCAAAAUAUUUUGAUCAAAAAAGAUGGCAAUGUAAAGGCCCAGUUGUGGGAGACAGUUUUUUUGAGAGUAACUUGUAAAGCAUUUACCAUAUCCUAAAUUUGCACUCUUUGCAGACUUGUGCACAUAUAUUCCGCUUUCAGAAUAGUUUUGCAAAUUGUACACAAACAAACAAAAAAGGGUGGAAGCUUUUUAAUAAAGAAAUUGCAUUUAUAAAUGAUCUGUAUUAGAAUAUAAUAAAUCUCCAGUUAUAGUCAAUUACUACCCGUGUUGUACAACAGAUACCUUCUAUUUUAGUUGCUAAUAAAGGGCUACACAACUCAAAA